AUGGAGCCCGUUGAACACACAAACAGCAGCGAGGUAUCCGCUGCCGCUAGAGCGACCCAAGAUCACAACGACGAACGAGAGGGAGCACCAGUGAGCGGGGCGGUGGUUCCUGCGGAAGCUGAUCCGCUAUCCCAUCUAGUGCAGGAACAGAGUGCCCUACAAGCGCUGCACAAACGGGCGCCCCGAAUCAUGGACGACCCGGAUUUCGAAGGGGAAUCCCGUGACCCAGUGCUCCAGGUUGACAAAGAUGACGAAGGUCCACGACCAGCAGCCGCUGAGCCUACAACGCUCCAGCGUGUCGCAACCACGUCGGACGAAAGCAUACUGGGAAACGCUUCACCGGCCAGCGAGCGCGGACUUGUUUCAGACACAUUGCCACAUGCAACAGAUGCAGACGUGACCGAUGAAUGGGCUCGUCGCCGCAAACGUACGCGUUCGAGUCCAGAACUCGCCGAGGGUGAUAUCGAACUCCUGCGUGAAGCCGGUGUUGUGAUUCCAGAGCGACAGUUGCAUCCAGGAGGUCGUCGGUCUCGCCGGCGUCGACGACUUCGCCAGGCCGCAGACCUGGAGAUGACCUCUGAGAACGACGAUGACGAAAACGACAAGAUCGAGGCUUCCCCUGAUACGACCUCCGUAGCACCGUUUGGCAUGAUUGGCGACAGAGACGAAGCCGAUAGAGCUGCAGGCGCUGUGGACGCUCAAAAGUUCACGUCUGUCGGAGAAAAGCAAGCGUCGUUGCCUGCUAGUCCUCAUCAAGCAGCGAAUGCCACGGUGGGUGCUUCAGGCCUGGGUGCCGGCAUCGGCGGCACCGAUGAUCAGAAUCUCGCAGAUGAGGCGUCGAUCGACCAAAACUCUGAAAUAGAGGAAGAAGAAAUCGGCAGCGACGAUGAUGAGGAUGAUUUAGCCGACUUCAUUGACUAUGGUGAUGGGGCAGCUGGGCAACGUCGCCGCCGCCUCGCCCGUGAACGAGCGAGAGCUGCUUUGCAAGCCUCACUCCGAGGCGGGCGCCUGUCCAGCGAACUGGAUCCUUACGCUGCAGCACUGCUGCGAGAGCUCUUCGGUGAUGCCGAUUCACUUGAGAACUACCGCGGAGAGCCGCUUCUCUAUCACGAUGAUCCCGAGCAGAUUCGCAAAUGGCUCCAGAGAAUCGGCGUCAAUGAUCCACGCGAUAUUGAGAACGUCUUGUCGCUGGAGUCGUGGGCAGUACCAGAGCCGUCGUCAGCGGAGGAGGAUGCAUCGACGGGUGCGGAAGCCUCCAAGAGCGCCGGACACGAGAGCCUCUCCGUCGAGCAGACAGAGCUGCUCGCGGAAAUGUAUGCAACGCCUCAGGAUGAUGCGAUUCGUGCACUGGAUUUGCCGGAGUACACCCAACUCUAUCACUGCGGGCGGGAUCAAGCGGGGAAUCCACUCCCUCGCGAGCUCAUGGACGAGAGCGAUAUUCGUUACGAGGCAGAGUGGAUCGUCACCAACGGACUCGUGGACCUGCUUCGGUCGAGUAGACAGGCGGCUCCAGAGUCAUCGCUCGUGGAUCAGGUCGCGCAUUUGCUGCGCUUCCUGCAUCUGGAGCACCUGGACAUCGCCUUUAUCGCCAUGUAUCGACGAGAUUACCUGGAACCCGAUCUUCUGCCUCCGCUCGAGCGAGGCACUGGCGAGCAACAAGCUCCAGUGCUGGAGAGUCCGACACAUUUCGUGGGCGACUGGACACGCCUCUGGCGAGUCCUCGACUGGGACCGAUACUAUUUCCAGUUCCUUCAGCAGAAGCGCCGCCUUAUGGACGUUUAUGAGGAACAGGGUGAAGAGGAGCUUUUGCAGCUGGCUACGGCAGCAUUCCGCCGUGAGAUGCUCCAGGAUGUGGAAAAAUACGCGCGACUGCGUCGGGAGCUAGCUCACGGGGACAAGAAUGGAUCGGCAUCAGCGUCAGCAGGUCGUGAAGAGGCUGCAAGUCCCGAGUCGCUGCGUCAGGUGGCAGCAGAAACUCUGCUGGCGCCCAGCACCGACGCCUACCAGCGACAGGAGCACCGCACCGCAGCUGCAGCUGCGGCGGAAGCGGCAAACGGCAGCAUCCACCCUGAAGUCGGCCUUGAUUCCGAAGCUGCUGGUACCGUCUCCGACGACGCAAUGGAUCAGUUGCAGCAAGCAACCGCUGCAGCUGCUUUGCGACACGCGUCAGACGACGAAGAGCACCGGGAUGCGGCACCUGUGCACUCGACCGAGACCCUAACGCCAACAAUUGGGAAUGCCGAGGCCAUGCAGCCGCGAGCACGCGCGAAGAACAGCAACAGCAGUAGCAGCAACAGUCGUAGCGAUUUGCAGCGUACCAACGCUGAGAUAGCGACUUCAGCGGAACAACCGGGAACACUGCAGCCUCGACAGGUGCACCCGCAAGCCCCUGGUCGUCGCAGGGCUGGUCGCACUCCGUCGCGUCGUGAUGCGCUUCAUGUGGCGAUAUCCUGGGUUGUUGCACACCAGCUCGAUGUAGAGGCGCUCUAUGGCAUCAAGGCUGCCGAUUUGGCCUCCAACGUGCUCUCGGGUGGCAGUCUCAUCACCGAACCUGCUGAUCAUCCAAACAAGCCGUCGCUCGAAGAACUGCUUCGAUCUACUGAUGUUACCGAGAGCACUGCUGCCGUCGGUAUCGAACGGUAUCUGCGCUACGUUCGUCAGGUAGCUGGGGCGCUUUAUGCGGCACACCCGCGCCUUCGGCACUUUACCCGGACGCGUCUGCGCGAAAAGGCGCACCUCACCGUGAAACCGAGUGCGCGUGCCCUCCAAGACCUCGAUAUACUGGAUCCUUUGCGUCCGUACUGUUCAGUGGAAGCGCUACCGGUUGCAGCCCUGGACCCAGCAGAAAUGGCUCGUUUCAUUUACGCUGAACGCCUUGGCCUGGUGGAGCACAUGGAAUGCUCGCUAGCGGCGCCUGAUGAAGCGGAGCUCGAGUCCAUCCUGGAACGCGCGCUCCUCAGCGACAAGUUGUACGAGUCGGCACAAGUCUGGAAUGCUGCACGCCGGCAGAUGCUCACCGAGCAACUGCUGCGGGUAUGGUUGCUACCGCCGCUGCUCGCGGAACUGCUCGAGUGUCUACGCGAGGAAGCGCGAGGUGCUUGUGCGCUCGCGGCAGUCAGCGCCCUGGAACAGCAACUCGUCAUCGGUGGCGCGAGUCCCAGCAGUGCAUCGACAAACGCACAUGAACCUGGUGCGUUCGGUGUCCUCUCUGGUACCGCUGCUGGUGGUGUGCUCGCGUUUGUAGUCUCCGACGAGUCCGAGUACCCGACGACACGCUCUCGUUGGAUCUUUGGUGUUGCCCUCGAUGCCUACGGCCAAGUGCUGGACACGCUGCGUCUGGGUUGCCAUGGCUGGCUGCCCGGCGACGAGCGGCUCUUAGGGCAACUGGUUGCAGCGCAACAGGCAAAAAGUGGUGGCGCUGCUGCUGCUGCUGCUGCUGCUGCUGCUGCCGCGGGCGCUUCAGCGUUGGAGAUGCCGCCGCAGGUGCGCUCGCGACUGGAACGCUUCCUCCAGCGUCAUCCGCACCGGCAAUGUGUCGCUAUUGGGGUCGCUUCUGGGAGUCCUAUUGGCGUGAAUGCGGCAAGUCUCUGGCUCUACGAAUGGAUACGCGGAAUAGAGCAGCGUCUCGGUAGCAGGCGUGAGCAGGCGGUUGGGCGUCAGCCGCAUGUGCUGCGUAUCGACGAUGAUGCUGCUCGCCUGUACGCGAAAACGAAGACUCUGAGCGCUUCACUCGGAGGCAUGGUGCCUCCCGAGUGCGACGGUCUGCCCUUGCGACGGGCUGUUGGUGUAGCGCGACUCUGUCAGGAACCGCUGGCGGUGUAUGCAGCGAUUGCAACAGAGGCAUCCCUGGGUGCAUUGCUGCGCCUCACUGUGCGCUGUCGUCCGCAACACCAACAACAACAACAACAACAACAACAACAACAACAGAUGCUGGAUUCUACCCGCCGUACGGAUGAAACUGGUGAUACCACGGCUACGGCGGACGCUGCAGGCCAUGACGCUACAAGCUGGCAGCAAGUCACGGACCCGAGUCUGCAUACACAACUGGACCUUGGCCUCGAUGGCAUGGUGACCUCGCCCAGUGAUCGUCUGCUGGUCGUGGAACGAGCACUGCGUCAUGCGGUCGCCUCACUGGGCCUCGACCUGAACCUCUUGUUGCGCUAUCGUCAUCUGCAACCUCUGAUGGCGUUUGCGCCCGGCCUUGGGGUUCGCAAAGCAUCCCUUUUCAUCCAGACGCUGCGAAACCAGUUUUCCAGGGGCGCCACACGACCCCCAAGCGUCCCGUCACGUCAGGCAGUAUUGCGCAGCAAGGCAGCGACUCGGCGGGUGCUCGACUCGCUCAUAGCGUAUCUGAGGGUUUCGAGCGGGAUCCACGGGACGACUAGCGGCGGUCCAGGCGCCACAGGCGAAGCGUCGACGACACUUCAGGGUGCUUCGGCGGCAGCGUAUGCACGUGAACGACUUGCCCAGUGGAGACGACGUGCUUCCAGCGUCGAUGUGUCGACCUGGCGACCACUAGACGAGACCCGCAUCCACCCGGUAGACGAACCGCUGGCGAUGAAGAUCGUUGUGGAGUCGUUGCGGGAGCACGAUCCACGGUACUGGAAUGCAGAGCGUUUAGCGUCGACGCCUGCAGCGGUGUUGGUGUUGCAUUUGUUGGAGCAUCCCGAAGCGAUCGAGGAGCUCGACUUGCCCGGCUACGCAGCGCACCUGGAACAGGCUGGACACGGUCGUAAGCGGCACAUUCUAUUCCUGAUUGCGAAUGAGUUUUACCGACCAUUUGCGGAUUGGCGUCGGACGCGCUCCUCGUUACAAGGCAAAGCGCUCUUCUAUGCCUGCACCGACCUGGAUGAGUGCCUGUUUGGCUAUGGAACGCGGGUGCACGCCUUUGACGGACGUCCUGUAGAGCGCGGUAGCGCUUGGCGUUGUCGUGUGGUUCCCGCAACCGCCUCGGUUGCCAGCGACUGGCUUCCUGGUCGUCUGGAGGCAGCACAAGUGCCGGCAGUCUGGCGACAAGUCCGCCAGGCAGCGACAUGGGGCAGCAUGUGGCCUGCUUCUGUGCAUGCACGGGCGGAGGAGCGCUACUUCGGAACGCCCUCGGUUGCUGCCCUGGGGCAAGUGCCGCUCUUACCGCUUCGCGUUAAGGCUGUGGACGGAGAGGCGCUCCAGGUGCAGCUCAUGGCGCUGGAGCCGUUACCAGCCGAGCUUGCGUGGUUGGCGGAGCGAAUGGCGCACCUGCCGGGUCGAGUGCCGCUGGAGUCGGUGUCGCGAAGCGCGCCUCCUGGUACCACCGCAGGCACUGCAGGUGUUGACGCUUUUAACACAUCGAGUGCUGCUGCUGCUGCUGCUGCUGCUACGAAUCAUUUGUCCUCUUCGACGCUGCUAUCCCAAAGAGCAUCACGUGUGCUUCCCACGGGCCUGUUGCGCCAUCCUGCGUACCGUGCGCUUAGUGGGCGUCAGGUGGUGCAGGAGCUUGCCCAAGCGCCGCCUGGCACCGUCUAUUAUCGUCCCUGUUCCCGCGAUGCCCAAGCGGUAUGUGCUUCGUUCAAAAUCCACGACGAGGCGCCCAUUGUGCACUUGGACUUGUUGGUGGUGGAGUCUGUGGGGUCCGGUUCCGGUGCGGUUGCCGGAAACGCCACUGGUGCUAGUGCUGGUGCUGCUCCUGCUGCUGCUGGUAGUGGCGAGCACGUCACACAGCAGUGGCAGCUGCGUCUGGAUGCGGAGCUCUUCGACGACUUGGACGAGGUUUUUGCACGCUAUAUUGAACCGAUUGUUCAGCUCGCCUGGAGAGCGACGCAGCAUCCCAAGUUUAUGCUUGUUGGUGAACACGACAACGCUGCGGCGGCUACCACGGCACUGGAAGCCUUACUACGGCAAGAGAAGGCCAAAGCUCCCAGCACCAUCCCCUAUCGACUCGCGUUUUGUCGACAUCGUCCAGCGCAUUUGGUGUUUGCGUAUCUACCGGGUCGAGCGACUGUGCUGUACGAGCCCAUUACCCUCACCCCAACAGGUUACCGACUUCGUGAUCAGGUGUUCUCGUCAGUUGAUGACUUGGUCAGCUGGUUCAAACGCAACUGGCAGCGUUUGUUGCGUUCGCAAACCGGACCACCGCGACAACAAGCGACAGAGGCUGAUUCAGAUGCGGUGCUGGCGUCACUGGGAGCAGGAGCAGUUGCCGUGGGUGCAUCGGCUGGAAACCGUUACCAGAGCGAGGCCUCUGCUGCGUACGGGGCGCAAGUUGGUGUCGACCAACGGGUACCUGUUGUGGGUUCUUUGGUGCAACUCGCGCAGCGAGCCCUUGAGCGUUCCGGAGCGGGCACUGGUCGGCAUGCACCGCGUUAA
Molecule: messenger RNA, 6342 nt
Organism: Cyanidioschyzon merolae strain 10D
Lineage: Eukaryota; Rhodophyta; Bangiophyceae; Cyanidiales; Cyanidiaceae
Product: similar to suppressor of Ty 6 Spt6
Exons: 1
Coding region: 1-6342 (2113 amino acids)
Biological process (GO): transcription elongation by RNA polymerase II; mRNA transcription by RNA polymerase II; transcription elongation-coupled chromatin remodeling
Cellular component (GO): transcription elongation factor complex
Molecular function (GO): nucleosome binding; histone binding; DNA binding
Source: RefSeq, a predicted model, not a curated record